UCCCCAUAGUUUCUUUCUUCAAUUCUUUUAGAAUGGGGGAGCCAUGCCAAAAAUAUUGGUUCUCUGAUAUGGAAGUUCAAGAUUAUGAUUUCUACCAAAACUACAAGAUUGACUCACUUGAUUAUGAGGAUCAGAUCUUUCGAGAGAUCAUGCUUCAGCCAGCUUUCUCUUCUGACAGCAAAACUCACUCUCCCAAUAAUAAAAAAUUAUCACCAAUCCACAGUGGCAGUGGUUCUUGUACAAGUACAACCCUUGCCAUCAACAACAAAAGUAGCAACCUUGUGAUCAAGAGCAACAACCAGUCCAACCUCAUCUUCUCACAACAUGCACUAGAAAAACCUGCCAUAGCCACUUCUCCAACAUCAUACAUUCUGUCCUUCGAUGACUCCUCCGUAGUAGCAGCUAGCGGUGGAAAACAGAAGGAAGCAGUAGGGAGUGGUGGUCUUCCCUCAAAAGGGGUCUCAGAAAAACAUGGCAUUGAACCUAAGGCUAACACAACAACGAGGAGAGGUAGAAGCUCUGAGGAGACGCUGAAUCAUAUCAUGACAGAGAGAAAAAGGAGACGCGAACUGACAGAGAGAUUCAUUGAACUUUCAGCCACCAUACCUGGCUUGAAGAAGAUAGACAAGGCCACAAUACUUAGCGAAGCAAUCACUCAUGUGAAACGACUUAAAGAACGUGUAAGAGAGCUGGAAGAAAAGUGUAAACGGACAAAGGUAGAGUCAGUGUCAUUUGUUCAUCCAAGAUCCCUCAUUGCAACUGACAUAGGCACCACCUCUGGUGAAAUGGACUCUGAUGAAUGCUAUAAAACAAAAGAAGCACUACCUACGGUGGAAGCAAGAGUGUUCAAAAAAGAUGUACUCCUCCGGAUUCACUGCAAAAUACAAAGUGGCAUUUUGAUAAAAAUUUUGGACCAUCUUAACAGUCUCGACCUCUGCACAACCAGCAACAAUGUAAUGCCAUUUGGGAGUUCAACUCUUGACAUCAGCAUUAUUGCUCAGAUGGGUGACAAAUUCAGCGUAACAAUGAAUGAUCUAGUGAAAAACCUGAGACUGGCUAUCUUGCAGUCAUCUGAAGUUCAACAGUGAUCCAUGCUAGUGAAUCAAAGGUCCAUGUUUGACGAUCCGAAAACUCUGCAAGUCCUAGCUCUCCACAACGGUGUGAUUUUGGCUCUGAAAUUAGGUUAAUUACUGUCAUGUAAUUCACGACGGAGAAUCUACUACUGUUUGAUGAAUGGAAUGAGUUACGAUUUGAU
Messenger RNA from Cajanus cajan (pigeon pea), 1255 nucleotides. Its product is annotated as transcription factor bHLH18. The record is from RefSeq and is a predicted model, not a curated record. NCBI's taxonomy places the organism in Eukaryota, Viridiplantae, Streptophyta, Magnoliopsida, Fabales, Fabaceae. Gene Ontology annotation, molecular function: protein dimerization activity.